AUGGCGCCCAAGCGUGCCGCACCCGCCUCGCCGACCGCGUCCGGCAGCCGCAAGAGCCUGCGCACCUCCUCCUCGCAGGCCAAGGCCGCGCCAGAGGAGGAUGCGCUCGAGGAGCAGCUGCCUGAGAUCGACGAUGCUCUGCUGCUAGCGGCGGCAGAAGAGGCAGAGCGGCGAGCCAGCGUGCCGCGCUCGUCGCAGCCCGAGGCGCAGGAGAAGGCCAAGCCAGAGAGGCCGGCUGCUGGCCUGCUGGCGGACGAUGCAGACCCGCUUGCGAUGGAGCGACGCACCAUGCAUCCGGAGUGGUUCGGACGCCUGGAGAAAAGCAUGGCGGCGCCGAGCUUCAAGCAGCUAAAGAGCUUCCUGGCGAGCGAGGCAAAGGCGGGCAUCACUGUCUAUCCACCACCCGAGCUGGUCCACAGCUGGAGCAGGCUCACGCCGCCGAGCAACGUCAAGAUUGUGAUCCUGGGGCAAGACCCGUACCAUGGGCCGGGCCAAGCGUGCGGCACAUCCUUCUCGGUGCCUCGCUCUGUGCCGGCGCCGCCGAGCCUCAAGAACAUGUACAAGGAGCUGCGUGCCGAGUACGGCAACGACUUUGCGGUGCCGAGCCAUGGCUGCCUCGACGGCUGGGCAAAGCAGGGCGUGCUGCUUCUCAAUGCGUGCCUAACCGUCCGCGCCGGCGCCGCAGCGUCGCAUCACGGCAAGGGCUGGGAGCCCUUCACGCGAGCCGUGCUACAAGCAGUCGCAGCAGAUGCUGCCCGCGCUGGUCCUGGCGCAGCCUCUGGCGCCAAGCCGGCUGCGGCCGCGCCGCCCAAGGGACAAGGCACGAUCACCGGCAUGUUCGCAAAGCAGAAGAAGCAGCAGAGCAGCGACAAGGGCCCGCAGGCUGCGGAGGAAGCACCGGCGAUUGCGCCUGCAGCCGAUGCGGCGCCAUCCGCACCGCAAGGCGCGGACGAGAAGCAGGGCGGCGUGGUGUUCCUCGCUUGGGGCCUGCCGGCCGCCAAGAGCCUAGCAGACGCCGGCAUCACCGACGCGUCGCCGAACGUGCUGGUGCUCAAGUCUGCGCACCCGAGCCCGCUGUCUGCUCACCGCGGCUUCUUCCGGGCUGCAGCGACGCCCAAGCUGCCCAGUCUCUUCAAGGAGGCCAACGACUGGCUCGAGCAGCCCGGGCGCCGCGGGCCCGGCGGAGGCGUGCGGUGGGGCGAGCUGUAG
This is a messenger RNA of Tilletiopsis washingtonensis, 1209 nucleotides long. RefSeq names its product uracil-DNA glycosylase. Gene Ontology annotation, biological process: base-excision repair; base-excision repair, AP site formation via deaminated base removal. NCBI's taxonomy places the organism in Eukaryota, Fungi, Basidiomycota, Exobasidiomycetes, Entylomatales. Gene Ontology annotation, molecular function: uracil DNA N-glycosylase activity. Gene Ontology annotation, cellular component: mitochondrion; nucleus. The transcript has 9 exons. Bases 1 to 1209 code for a protein of 402 amino acids. The record is from RefSeq and is a predicted model, not a curated record.